This is a messenger RNA of Amborella trichopoda, 2304 nucleotides long. RefSeq lists its product as uncharacterized. NCBI's taxonomy places the organism in Eukaryota, Viridiplantae, Streptophyta, Magnoliopsida, Amborellales, Amborellaceae. The record is from RefSeq and is a predicted model, not a curated record.
UAACUGCAAGUGCGGACUCCUGAGUCCUUUCUGCAACUAUAUCCAUAGAUUCCUCUAAUUUAUCUGCCAAACCCUAAAAAGUUUAAGCCUCACAUUGGUUUUCCAAGCCCCAUUUUUGACUGGUCUCCCUUUACACAGAUAUACUCAUGGCUACAACCACUUCUAACCUUGAAAACUAAACCAUAAAUCAAGUUAAAAAGCACCCAACCUUUAUUCACUCAGCCCAUGAAAAUAAAUUUAUUCACCAACAAGUAUUAUAAUAACACUUCCCAAUACCACCUUGGAUCCCGCCCCUAGUGGUUUUGAAGGUGAGAGACCCAGUCUUGAAUCCCAUCAUAAAGGUGAGAAAGGCAAUUCUUAACUCACUGUUAGUCCUUUCUGAUACAAACUCUGCUCUGAAAGCCAUUGAUAUCUGCACUUGUGGCUCUCUCUUGGAAAAGGUGCUUCAUGAUGAUUUGGAGAAGGGUGGUAAGAAGUAUUGGGAUCUUGGAGUUUCUUCAGCAUAAAAGGGCUGGGAAUAUCAUAGGGUCCUAAAUAUUUCUUCCAUUUCAUUCUCUCUCGCUCUCUCUAAUGUUCGAAAUCCAAUCAGAGUAAUCCACUGAUUCUCAAGAACUGGGCGAAAAUGCACGACCCGAUCCCAGCUUGCUUCUCAGUGGACAGGGAGAGAGCAAGGGAUGAUCAAUACAGCUUAAGGGCCGGCCAAACCUUAGCCACCAAUGUGUAUAGAACAAAGAUAGCAGGCAAAUGUAGACUCAUUGUGGCCACUUGGUGCAAGAGCCUAUUAGCCCAUGGUUUUACAAUUUCACUAGAGGACCAAGAGGCUAAAGCCCAAUCCACUUACAAGAUAGAGCUUGCACCUUGGUGUUUUUGGAGAAAGCAAGGCCUCAAGACCUUCACUGUAGAGGGCACAAGGGUGGAUCUCUUUUGGGACCUUAGAAAUGCCAAGUUUUACACUGAGCCGGAGCCCAAGUGUGAUUACUAUGUGGCUUUGGCUAGUGAGGGGGAGGUUGUUUUAGUCCUUGGAGACAUGAAGAAAGAAGCUUAUAGAAAAGCUCGAUCUCGCCCUUCGUUGAUCGACCCCAUCUUGAUCUCGAGAAAGGAGCACAUCUAUGCUAAGAGAAAAUUCAUUACUAGGGCGAAAUUCAGCGAAAGGGCAGCAGCUCAUGAGAUUUCUAUAGAGUGUACUUGUGGCUCAAAUUCAGCCGGUUUGGACCCUGAAAUGACGAUUCGAAUCGAUGGGAAUUUGGUAACACGAGUGAGGCAUUUACAGUGGAAGUUUAGGGGGAAUGAGACCAUCUUUGUUAACAAGAUUGCUAUCGAAGUCUUUUGGGAUGUCCAUGAUUGGCUUUUUAGUCCUGGAUUAAGGCAUUCAUUGUUCAUAUUUAGGCCUUCCACUUCAAAUCCAUCUUCCACAUUGAUGAACGUAGGCCACGGGGGAUCUAUGAAUGGAAGCGAAGUGAGCAUGGGUGGUUCACCUGAUUUUUGCUUGUAUCUCCAUGCAUGGAAGACAGAAUAGUGAGUUGGGGUUUGAGUAAGUUGAAAUUACUGAUGCUUGGGCAUUUCGUAUUCAAAAUUAAAUUGAUGGAUCAUAUGCAAUUCCUAUUCAAAGUUCACUUAGGGAUUGCUCCUUUGGAAAGGGGUUCUUCUCAGUUUUAAAGGCGUCUUUGUGCAAGGACUAGGACUAUGGUCCUACUAGAGCUUGAUUCUCAGCUGCCAUUGUUCAUGUUCAGAGUUGAACCUUAUCCCAUGCUUGACAAGAGUCUGUCUAGAAAGAAAGAAAGAGAGAGAGUUCACGGUUAAAGUUCAAACAGAGCGAGAGAUGUUUGCUAGUGGAAGUGAAAGCUUGUGUUGCCAACACAGGCACAUGGGAGAAGACAGAGGGUCCCAUAUAGGGGUUGGAAGCUAGCAGGAGCGGCUUCUAAAUAAAUGGGCAUGAUUGGGAUGACAGAUUGGAGGCCACAAUAAUGGCCUCUCUCUCUAUGUUUCCUCUUUCCAAUGUUCUUUUAGCAAUUUUUCUAUAUUUAUAUAUCUAUAGAAUUGAAUGUCAUUGUUCUAUGGCCAGCUAAAAGUCAAGAGAGCCAUCAACUACUCCCAAUCAGCCAUUGAUUCCGGGCAACAACCACCAAAGUUUAGCUGUCCAGAUGCUAGUGUCUUGGUGCAUGUCUAGGUAAAGGAAAAGGUAUUUGUAGUGGCAUCUAUAAUUCAUGCCUUUUUGAAUUCAAAUUAAAUUGUAAUGUUUUUGGUAACAUUUUUCUGAGGAAAAAGAAAGUUUAUAUAAAGGGUGAGGCCCUAAAAGGUUGUUUC